GAUGGAACAUCAAAUCUUCUCUCUCAAUUUAUCUGUCAGUCAAAAGACAAUAAUGAUGUAGGAGAGAACUGUAGGAUUUGAGAAGUUAUUCCUUUUAAGACUGACAAGUUUCAGAAGGAAACUCUAACCUGCAGUCACAUUCCUUCGUGCUAAAAUACAGCAAGGAAAGUGCCGCAUAGAGUGGGAGUAGGUGGGGGACAGACAGCCGUCACUGGCAGCUAAAAGAGCUGCUGUACUGUUCAAGCCAGUGACAUCCUGCCAUUUGGAUGUUUUCUGUGCUGCUUUUUCUUAUAAUGUCUAUGAGCUGGUAGAUCAUUAACUUCUUUUUAAAUGUUUCUGUUCUCCUUUGGCUACUGCCACUUGAAAGAAAGAGUUCCUGUUCUAGCUCAGGCUGAAGGGAAGGCGGUGCUAAUAACAGGCUGUGACAAAGGUUUUGGACAUGCCUUGGCAAAACACCUUCAUGCAAAGGGAUUUACUGUUUUCGCUGGAUGCUUGCUCAUGGAUGAGAAUGGAGAUGGAGCCAGGGAGCUGAAGAACAUGAAGUCAGACCGCAUGAAAGUGCUACAGAUGGAUGUGUGCAGUGAUCAGGAGGUGGCUCAGGCUGUGGAUUUUGUGAAGAGGACCCUGAAGGAGCCAGAGAAAGGUUUGUGGGGCCUGGUGAACAACGCUGGCGUCUCAACCUUCGGAGAGGUGGAAUUUGCAAGUUUAGACAACUACAAGAAGGUGGCAGAGGUCAACCUGUGGGGCACUGUGAGGGUGACAAAGGCUUUCCUGCCCCUCAUUCGAAGAGCUAAAGGCCGUGUGGUGAAUAUCACAAGCAUGUUGGGACGGAUGGUGAGUCCAUCUCGCUCCUGCUAUUGCGUGUCCAAGUUUGGGGUGGCAGCCUUCUCCGACUGCCUGAGGCAGGAGAUGUACCGCUGGGGUGUCAGAGUCAUCCUCGUGGAGCCCAGUAACUUCGUGGCAGCGACCGGCAUCCUGACGGCAGAGGGCAUCGACAAACAGGCCGAGGCUCUGUGGGCCGGGGCCAGUGACACCGUGCGGGAGGACUAUGGGGGGGAGUAUUUCACUCGCCACGUGGCCAUGAUGAAGUCCUUUGUUAACAGUGGCCUGAAGGACAUGUCUCUGGUUGUGAAUGACAUCACUGAUGCGCUCACUUCCCCGUGCCCCAACAACCGCUACAAUCCCAUGGAGACCUACUGGUGGGUGAGGCUGCAGGUCAUGACCCACCUGCCCACGGCCAUUGCCGACUGGCUUUACAUCCCUGGAGCCACCCUGUAAAUGGCCAUCCUUCUGGCAUCCUUCCAGGGCUCGUGCUCACGCACAGGUUACAGCUCACCUCUGCACUCCUUGCUGAUGUGUCUCCCCUGUAGAUGCAGGAUUAUGGCUUCAAGUCGUGUCUUGUGGAAUGCUAGAGCAGCAUAGUUUUUUUGUUUCUUUUUUUUUCCUAAUUCUUUUUUGUAUUCCCUACUGUCCUGAUUAAAGUUGAAAGGUAUUUUCCUUUUAACUAGGAGGCAGAGGAAGGUUAACAUAAUGGAUCAAAUAUGUGGCUAGUGUAAUUGGGUCAGCAGAAUUCCCCCAGCGAUAAAUUUGGCUCAUUAAUGGGCUCUUGCUUUUCCUUACAAGGAUGACCUGCUAAUAGCAGAGCAAAGCUGUUGCUAUGAGAUGGCUCAAAGGGAAAAAUAAAAUGGGAAACCAAAGCAAAGUUUUCCUUUUGAUUGAAAAUGGGUCAGUCACAGCCUUCCAUUGUUUUUAUGAUACUGCUAGGAAGCUCUGCUGCACUGUGACUGUCUGCUCUUUCCAGGGAAACAGCCACACUGCCUCUAAAUAGCCUUAUUACCUAGCUGCAAAGAAGGGCUCUUCCCUCCCUGUGCUGUGGCCAGGAGAUGCCAGAGCAAACAACUGGGGAUAGGCUGAGCUGGUAAAAGCGCUUCUAAUAAUGAGUGAGGUCUGAGCCAUCCCUCAGUCAGUCCCUGUGGGUGCUGGGAUUUGCAGCCUCUCUCCACUUGCUGCUGCAGAGCUUUGCGGAACAAGGUUUAAGCUGAUGUAGCAAACAAAUUUGGCUCCUCUGACUGCUACCUUAGGUGCCUAAACUACUCAGCUGUGGUACCGACACUCCCCCUGCUUCCCUCACAUCCCUGUCCCAUCCAGACUCCCUCUUGCUGGUGAGGGAGCUGCUAUUGGCUUUCCCAAAUCAGUUUUUUGGUUUAAUCCUCUGUGCCUGAACAGUGACAGGACAGUGUGCAAGCAGCAUGACCUGACUAUGAGCUCUGGAAAGGUCCUUUAGGAGGCAUAUUUCUUACCUUUAAUAUUGCACAGUGAAAUCUGCAUGUCACACAAUCAUCUUCUCUGAGAACCUCCUGAUAACUGUUUUGGGCUACUUUUGCCCAGUAUCUCCAAGGGUCUCUCCUGUUGGCCAUAUACAGGAUUUCAAUAAUUUUUCCAAGUGCUGGGGCUGCCUGGCUUCAUGCCCUAUUCCCUCUGUUCCAGUGGUAACCACUGGUGGAGCAGCCAGCAGGCUGCGGGUGCUGCUGGCCAAGCUGGUACCCCACCCUCUUACUCUAGGGACCAGCUUUUCCUUCCACUGUUUUGCCUUAUGUGAGAUUCAGUGGCUGUGAAAAGAGCUUAUUGAUUGCUCUUUUUUCAUCUGUCUCUGCUAGCUCUGAUGUGGUAACUGUGCCUUAAAGUUUUUGAUUGCCACUGGCUGUAAAUUCUUGGAGUCUGCAUGCAGCCAUGAAUGCUGUGAUGCCUUGAGGAGGAAAGCAGACUUCCCUUGGAGAUGCUGUCAAAGCAGCUUGUAUUACAAGUAACAACUCCUGGAAAUACUGCUGUGAAGUUCUUUUUUAUUCCAGAUCAUCAGCACAUGGAGAUUCCCUGGGAUCCAGGACCUAGAAGGAUCCCACUGAACUGCAGCUUAAACAGUGUUUUAAUCACUUCUUCCCCCUGCACUGUGAAAUAUGAUUACUGCUAAGUAGCUCUGAUUUGCACAGAGAGAAAAAUAAACUGUGAGAUUUGUAAAGCAUA
Molecule: messenger RNA, 3021 nt
Organism: Lepidothrix coronata (blue-crowned manakin)
Lineage: Eukaryota; Metazoa; Chordata; Aves; Passeriformes; Pipridae
Product: D-beta-hydroxybutyrate dehydrogenase, mitochondrial-like
Exons: 5
Coding region: 331-1278 (315 amino acids)
Molecular function (GO): oxidoreductase activity
Source: RefSeq, a predicted model, not a curated record